AUUUCCCCAUGGACAGAAUCAAAGUCCUUGGGUGUACAUACACAGAUGUAAAAUUGUUUUGUGUGAACGCAUUCAAUGAUGCAGGUCACGUGUGCAUCUAACACAGUUAUAUGUAUGCACACAUAUAUAUACAUACAUACAUAAUCGUGUCACGCGUCAAGUCGUAAAGGUUCUUUCCAUAGAAUUUUGUUUUGGUCGUUCUUCAUUCAUAUCAUCGAAGGACAAUUGAGUAUCGUGUGACGUACUUGGUAUGGUUUUCGUACCAAAUUUUUCGCUAUAAAACGCUAUAUCUUUUCAAUAUGCUAAAGCAUAAAUUACCAAAUGAUUGGAUAACUGUCAACUCUAAAACUCAUCCAGAUAGAAUAUAUUACUUCAAUGUAAAAACAAAUCAAUCUUCGUGGAAAGAACCGACGUUGGACGAGACUGAUAAAAUUUCUUCAGUUAAACGCACAAUUCACGAAAAAGGAAAACAUCGCGAUGUAGUGACAGCCAAGCAUAAUAUUGAGGAACAAGACACCUGUCAACAAGGUUCACAUAAUAAAAUUAUGGACAUCUCAAAAAUGAAAGCUGUUGGUACAAAAGCGUUGCAGAGAUUAGGUUCUGGGAAUAAAUCUUCGAUAUCAGAAGCUCCAUAUACGAGACCAGUAGGAAAUAUAAAUAAGAUUUCUUCUCCAAGAGUCUCUGCCUUAAAGAAUAACAAGAAUGAUAAAUCAAUUACACCUCGGAAUAAAAGUAGUAAAGUAACGUUCACACCACAAAUGAGUGUCCAUCGUGAUAAACGAGAGCAGAGAAAUUCAAUAUCUAGUAAAACUAAAACGCUAAAGGAAGAUUCUAAAAAUAAGCAGCAAGAUUUGAAUAUGUCAAAUCAGAAGCCAAAACAAAAGAAAAAUCAAAAUGUUUCAAGAGAAAAACAAGGAAAAUCGUUUAAAAAAAACUUGGCAAAAGAACGUAUGGAAAAAUUAAGGAAAAAUUUAAGUAUUGAUAAAGAAAAAUUUAAGGAAAUGUGUCAGACCAAUUUAGUUAACAAGAAAGUUCCACAAAAGUCCAACAGAUUACCAGUUUCCAGUAGCUUAGGAUCGACAUGUGUUUAUAAAAAUGCUGAUGUACGACUUAAGAAAUUACAUAACAGAAUCAUAAAAGAUGUAAUAUAUGAAAAAAAUAUUACAUUAAAUAAUGAUAAAUCACAAAGUCAACCUAGUAAUGAACCAGUUAUCGAAAUUAUGACAGAUGAUAAAUUAAUAGAAAAGGCUAAGCAAGAAGUUUUGUACGAAGAAAUGGAUUGGGAACCAAUGAAAGAUGAAGAAAUUGCACUAGAGGUGGAAGUUGUCAGAACACAAAUUGAUAGAGAAAAUUAUAUGGCUAAAACAAACUGUAUAUCAGAAAAUAUUGCAGAAUUGACACAACUUAAUGAAAUGAAGUCGCAUGAAAAAGGUCCACUUUACAUUGUUGUCGAUACAAAUGUAUUUCUAUCAAAUCUCGAGAUUAUUGAAGAAGCAAAAGAUGCGACAUUUAAAAAUUAUCCACGUCCAUUUAUCGUAAUUCCUUGGACAGUAAUAUGCGAAUUAGAUUAUUUUAAAGACAACAAAUCGAAAUAUGAAUUAUCGAUUAAAGCUAGAAAAGCGAUUUCUUUCAUCCAUAAUCAAUUUUCUUCUAAACACCCACGUGUAAUAGGACAAACACGAGAUCAGGCAAAGAAAAACAAAGAAGAUUUUUCUAUUGAUUGUCCAGAUGAUGAGAUUCUCCAAUGUUGUUUACAGAUUCAUCAAUUACAAAAAUCAGUAAUCUUGUUAUCUUAUGACAAAAAUCUAUGCACUAAAGCGAUGAUAUAUAAUAUACGGAUAUUGGGACGUAACGAUCCUCUUGAAAAUAUAGAUGAUUUAAAUACGAAUAGUUAUAGGGUAAUCAACCAUUUGAAUGAAGUUUCUGUUGAAAAUUCUGUUUUCAACGAAGAAUUACAUUUCUCGGAUGAUUUUUUUGAGAAUAUAAAGUUGAUUUUAACCAACUUUUUAUCAACGAUCAUCACGAAACAAAUGUCAGAGAUUUAUGGGGAAACGGAAUGGAAGAUAUAUGUUAUUAUAAAGCCACCAUGGACUGCUGUAACUGCAUUAAAGUGUGCUGUAAAACAUUGGAUUGCCGCUAUUAACGAAUCGUUCCAAAGAUGUGCUGAACGUAUUUUAAAAGAAUUACUUGACGCUUUUGUACAUGUACCAGUUGGUGGCAGAAAAUUACGAGAUGUAGAAUAUAUUUUAGAAAAAAGCAGCGAUUUAGUACAAGCGGUCAAUAUGGAUAAACAUUAUGAUCUCAUGACAGAAACCUUCAAUGCUAUUACAGAACUCAAACAAAAAUGUACGAAAUGUAUCACUAAUAUAGACAAGAAAAAAUUACAUGAAAAAAUAGGCAUUGCUAAAAACAUUCAAGAACAAGAAAUGAGAGCAGAGAAAGUAUUUCAGUGCUUUCAUCAGAUCUAUGAUUAUGCGCGUAACAUUUGUGGUUUAGCAUGUAACAGUGCGGGAAUGGCAUAUUCUUUUACCUUCAAAUCUGUAAAUCUACCUACAUCACCAACAUAUUUACAAGGUUUGAAAUCAGAAAUUACCAGAAAAGUGACUGAUUUAACACAGAAUCUAAAUAAGUUACUCAUGCAAGAUGACAAUUCUAUAAAACAUCAGAUGUUACUUAAUUUACAGCAAAAUUUAAAUACAUUUUUGCCUGAUUCAGAGAGAGUAACAUUUGAUGUAACAGCUUUGGAUGUAUAUUAUUGUGUCAAAUUAAAAGAAGAAUCAUUAAAGACUGGAUUGAGACAACUACAAGAAUUAACUUCGAAUUUCUCCGCGCUAGCUACUCAUACAUAAUUAUUCGGAAAACCUUCGGCAGGUGGUUGAAGCCAAUUUUCCUUCGAGUAAGAUACAUGUUUCGACUCAAUCACGUGAAAAGUGUAAGCGUGUCUCGAUGUUUUACUCUUGUUUGGAUAAGAAAAGUGGACUACUUGGCCGUGGAUAAGAAUGCAAGUUCCUUUGCGUACUGGCACCGAUCUAAAAUUACUUAAUGGAUAGCAAGGCGCCGCUCUGUCGAAGAUUAAUAACUCUUGAGAAUUUGGAUCUUUAUUUCUCAUAUAACGCCUAUGCACUCCGCUCUGAUGAGAACCUGGAGCAAUCCAUAAGCAUCCGUUGUCUAGCGUUGCAUCUUCUAGUGCGAUCCAGAAACCAACCAGUUUCACCGGCUCGACAUGUAAAUAUGAUACAUCCUGAUUCAUUGUAACUGUAAGAAAAUAACAAUGUGUUCGGGCAUAAUGCAGUAGUUGUGUUCUAUAUGCGUACUUGUUAUAUCAUAUAAACUUUUAUGUAUAAUGAGUUAUAUUUAUGUAACUUCAGAGUUAUAACUCAAGAGUCAUAACCCAAAAAUUAUUUAAGUACCUUCCGAGCCUAUUCCAGGAUUUUUGUAAAUGUACAUUGACUGACAUACCACUGGUUCCUCGUACUUUAAUUGGAAAGCAAUUUCUUUGACUCUUUCGUCAAACGUGUAUUUUUUGAAAGUAGAGUGUAACCAAUGAAGAGCAUGGCCUACCUGAAAAUUAUAGAAUUGUUAUAAAAUAAUUGAAAUUAUUUCAAAAUGUAUGUUUGCAGGAAUUAAUUUAAUUUAAAAAAACGGCUUUUUUUAAA
Solenopsis invicta (red fire ant) is the source of this 3656-nucleotide messenger RNA. RefSeq names its product transcriptional protein SWT1. Lineage: Eukaryota; Metazoa; Arthropoda; Insecta; Hymenoptera; Formicidae. Gene Ontology annotation, cellular component: nucleus. The transcript has 13 exons. The coding region runs from base 300 to 2849 and encodes 849 amino acids. Gene Ontology annotation, molecular function: protein binding. The record is from RefSeq and is a predicted model, not a curated record.